AUGUAUGCGCCAUCUCCGUCCUCACUGCAGGACCAGGCACGCCGCAUCAAGACUUUCAAGCCCACCGAGUCGAAUCCCUUCGUUCUGGGUCUUCCCACCGGCAGCAGCCCUGAAAUUAUCUACAAGACCCUCGUCCGCCGCCACCGCGCCGGCGACAUCUCGUUCAAGAAUGUCGUGACAUUCAACAUGGACGAAUACGUCGGGCUUCCCCGCGACCACCCCGAAUCCUACCACAGCUUCAUGUACAAGCAUUUCUUCUCGCACGUCGACAUCCCGCCCCAGAACAUCAACAUCCUCAACGGCAACGCGCCCGAUCUCGCGGCCGAAUGCGCCUCCUUUGAGGCGCGCAUCGCCCGCUACGGCGGCAUCGAGCUCUUCCUCGGCGGUGUCGGGCCCGACGGACACAUCGCCUUCAACGAGCCCGGCUCGUCGCUGAGCAGCCGCACGCGAGUCAAGACCCUGGCCUACGACACGAUCCUGGCCAACUCGCGCUUCUUCGACAACGAUGUGGACAAGACGAUCAUGGACGCGCGCGAGGUGGUCAUCGUGGCCACGGGCGCGCACAAGGCCAUCGCGCUCGAGAAGGGCCUGGAGGGCGGCAUCAACCACAUGUGGACGCUCUCGGCGCUGCAGAUGCACCCGCACCCGCUGAUCGUGUGCGACCGCGACGCCACCCUGGAGCUGAAGGUGAAGACGGUGCGGUACUUCGAGUCGAUCGAGCAGGCCGGCACCGACGCCCGCACGCAGGGCCCGCCGCUCGUCUACCGGCCCCGGACGUACGUGCCCGCGCCGAUGUCCGCGCCCAAGCCCCCGCAGCAGCAGCAACACACCCCGGCGUCGACGCCGCCCAAGGUGCCCAAGGACCUGCGCAUCAACACCGAACUGAACCAGUCGCUCGAGGAUGACGAGUUGACGCCCGAUAGUAUGUCUUCCCGCAUGGUGGACUCGGCGAUCAGCGGGCUGGACUCGACUCUGAAGGGAGAUCUGUUGUUUGACCGCAUGGGCGCCCGUGUGGCUCUUCACUGA
This is a messenger RNA of Aspergillus terreus NIH2624, 1026 nucleotides long. Its product is annotated as putative glucosamine-6-phosphate deaminase. Gene Ontology annotation, molecular function: glucosamine-6-phosphate deaminase activity; identical protein binding. Gene Ontology annotation, cellular component: cytoplasm. Lineage: Eukaryota; Fungi; Ascomycota; Eurotiomycetes; Eurotiales; Aspergillaceae. Bases 1 to 1026 code for a protein of 341 amino acids. Gene Ontology annotation, biological process: D-glucosamine catabolic process; N-acetylneuraminate catabolic process; carbohydrate metabolic process. The record is from RefSeq and is a predicted model, not a curated record. The transcript has 4 exons.